AUGGUGUUUCGAGUAGCACUGAAUACUGUUGUUAAGCGAGCGGCCCUGACAGCCGCAUCCCAGGCGGCUCGCCGCUCUGCUGGCAAUGUCCUCUCCCGUGGAAUGGCCAGCCAAACACUCGAGCUCUCGACCUACCUUGAGAGUAAGAUUGGCGCCCUUGCCGGUGCCGAAGAUACUUCUGUCAAAUACGCCGAAACUGGAUCUGUCAUCUCCGUGGGAGAUGGUAUCGCUCGUGUUUACGGUUUGUCCAACGUCCAAGCAGGAGAGAUGGUUGUCUUUGCCUGUGGAUUGCGUGGUAUGGCUCUGAACUUGGAAGAAGACAAUGUCGGUGUGGUCAUUUUCGGUGAUGAUCGUGACAUUUUGGAAGGUGACACUGUUAAGCGUACUGGAGCUAUUGUCGAUGUCCCCGUCGGUAAGGAACUUCUUGGACGUGUUGUGGACGGUAUUGGGCAGCCAAUUGAUGGAGGUGCCUCCCUCGACCAGUGCAAGCGCUCUCGUGCUGAGGUCAAGGCCCCCGGUAUCAUCCCCAGGGAGUCCGUCUCCGAACCCAUGCUUACUGGAUUGAAGGCCGUUGAUGCCCUUAUCCCCAUUGGACGUGGACAACGAGAAUUGAUUAUUGGAGAUCGUCAAACCGGAAAGACCGCCAUUGCCAUUGACACCAUCAUCAACCAAAAGACCAAGAAGGAGCCUCUUGCUUGCAUCUACGUUGGAGUUGGACAAAAGCGAUCCACCAUCGCCCAACUUGUAGGACAGUUGGAUGAGCGUGAAGCCAUGGACAACUGCAUCAUUGUCGCUGCCACCGCUUCCGACUCCGCUCCUCUUCAGUUCCUUGCACCAUACACUGGAUGUGCCAUGGGAGAAUAUUUCCGUGACAACGGAAAGCAUGCUGUCAUUUUCUACGAUGAUUUGUCCAAGCAGGCUGUUGCCUACCGUCAAAUGUCGCUGUUGCUUCGUCGUCCUCCUGGUCGUGAAGCCUACCCUGGUGAUGUCUUCUACCUCCACUCUCGUCUUUUGGAGCGUGCCGCCAAGAUGCACCGCAGCAACGGAGGUGGAUCUUUGACCGCUCUUCCCGUCAUUGAAACCCAAGCCGGUGAUGUGUCUGCCUACAUUCCCACAAAUGUCAUUUCGAUUACAGAUGGACAGAUCUUUUUGGAAUCCGAACUUUUCUACCAAGGUCAGCGCCCAGCCAUUUCGGUCGGUUUGUCUGUGUCCCGUGUCGGAUCCGCUGCCCAAUACAAGGCCACCAAGUCUGUUGCCGGUACAAUGAAGCUCGAACUUGCCCAAUACCGUGAGGUCGCUGCAUUUGCCAAGUUCGGUUCUGAUUUGGAUCCUGCCACUCAGCAACAAUUGAACCGUGGAGUCCGUCUGUACGAACUCCUCAAACAGGGACAGUACGAACCCUACGAACCCGAAGAGGUUGUCGCUGCUCUCUUCAUUGGUGUCAAGGGAUACUGCGAUACCAUCGAUGUGGAGCACAUCCAAGACUUUGAGGCUGCUUUCUUGACCCAUGUCAAGGGUGCCCACGCCAAGGUCCUUCAGGAAAUCGUUGAUGGUGGAUACGUUCUCAGCGAAUCCGCUGAAAAGCAGUUGCACGAAAUUGCUGAGACUUUCAGCUCGGGAUACUCGCCUUAG
Molecule: messenger RNA, 1632 nt
Organism: Seminavis robusta
Lineage: Eukaryota; Bacillariophyta; Bacillariophyceae; Naviculales; Naviculaceae
Source: the annotation of a GenBank genome assembly